CUCAAAUUCCCCCUAAAUUUCUCAACUUUCCCGUCUCGCAACACAUCACCGUUGUAUUAUCGUUCCUGUCCCUAACGCCUUCAGUCCAGGCUCACCUCACCUCAACUCACAAUAGCGGACGGGAGAAGCUCGUAGUCUACGCGGUUUCGGCGCCAUGGGAGCGGUCGACAAAGAGGCGUUGGCCUACCUGGUCCACCAUCUCGUGCUCCCGCCCAAGGUGCCCCAAAAGGACGACUCGACGGCAUCCAAUGAGCGCGCCCUUCUCGAGACAACUUCAGAGGCCUUGCGAAAAUUUGGAAGUGCUAUCCAGGCCGAGCAUGCCGGACUUGCUCCGCAAGUCGAGUCCGCGACCUCCAUGAUCAAUAACUUGCUCCGUAGCCGUGACUCCGGUGGUCAUGUCAGCGAAGCACAAUUGGCAGUUCUCCUUCACAGUCUCGCUACGGGACGAACUUUGGACGCUGUCCCUCUGGAGAUCAAGGCCCAAAAUGCCGGCAUCAUUGUCAGCAGACGCGAAGACGAUGUCAUCUUCGAGCUUUUCGAGCUUUCUCCUCCUAAUCAAUCAGUCAUGACUACCAAGGGCCGUCUCACUCGCUCCUUCCCAACUUAUGCCUACCGGAUCCCCAUCGAGCAAUUUCGAGAAGAAGGUCUGAUAGGAUCGCUGGCCCAGGCUAUCGCCAAGAUGAGUUCACAGGUAGCCCCAGGCUUCCAGCCUCUGAUCCAGAAAGUUGGCAAAAGCCAUGCCGAGAUCCGCGAUACUACUCACCCCGGUCUGAUCACCGACUACCUAGCCAAUUUCCUCUGCGCCAACGGCCAGCCAAUGGACGCAGGUGGCAUCUGGAAGAAUACGCGAGAAGAGGUCUUGUGGUCCAAUGCCAAGAUGCCCUGGCGAAGGUCACCCUUGUGGCUCCUCGUCCGCGUGUCUCUGCAAUUACAAUUCGAUCGUUGCGCAAACAACAGCGAUCCGACAAAGGCAUUGUACAAGCCCUUCAUGGUGUAUCUGCUGGGACACAUUCUCGACUUGGCUGGAGGGCACCACAACCCCGCGUCGAGUGACUUGCUGUUCGCCACCUCUGCGAAGCUCACCCGUCGCAUUCGGAAACUAGAGUCGCACGCACAAUCCGAAUCCUCCUCCGCGAAUUGGAUGAAGUUCGCCCAUAUAACGUUAUCCCGUGCCUACGAGUUAAUGGAUACGAGGUGGAAGGACAUCAUGAACAAUACGUCGUCCAAUGUCAACACAGCCGUGCUCAACACACUGGAGCCCGAAAAGGACCUCGACGUUUGCCUUUCGGGACUGGACAACUUCGUUGGCCGGAUCGCAGCUAGGGAACAACUUUCCGGUGCUUCUCAGUUCCGACCUUCCUUGACGUAUCCCGACUUUGCGCCGGAUGAACUCCCAAACGGCUUCCGUGAGUCCGGGGAGUAUGUCUACUUCCAGUUGGCAGCGGUAGAGAAGUGGGUCGAGAACCACCUUUCAUCGUGGCUUGAUCUCCAUGGAGAAGAAGAGUCGACGUGUGACGGCCUACGUGAGCUGAUCGAAGCCUACCACUACGCAGCGAAAUCAGCGUACGCCAAUAUGCCAAGGAGCAUUUCUGUCAUGUACUUAUGUCUUCUCGAACUCUGGGUGGCCUGCGACAAAUCCGCCCGCCAUAUACACCCUCUGCUUGAUGAUUUCGAUCCCGAAGUUCAGUUGGAGUCGCUCGCAGCGCUUUCGCUUCCGCUCAAGAGCCAUUUGCAGCGGUUGGCCCAGGUCGAACGCUAUGUGCGGGACCGACGAAAUGCGGCUAAGCGGCAUUCGCCGUCCGUGUUCCGCAAUUUCGGUCACGCAUCUUCUUUCGCGGUCAAGUUCUUCGACCGGUCGAGCGAACUCGAAGAGCUACACUUAUGCAUCGAACAAGCUGCGACCGAAGACUGUCUCAAGAAGCGUCAAGAAUUGGCCAGUAAGCAGGAGCAAUACCGGGAUCUGAUGCGGAAGUACGAUGAAAGCGUAUGCGAGUAUCGCGAAGUCAUCACCAAUCAUUACCACGGGUAUACUGAGACUCAGCAUGAUCCCUACUGCCGCAAGUGUAGAUUCCGCCAAGAGGCAGAGGGCAUUGGAAUCCGCGUGUAUGAGUGGCCCCUCUCUUCGGACGCUUCAAUAGCAAAGGCAACCCUAUUCGAGCUGCAGAUACCCCCGGCGUUCAGUAACUGGCGAGACGUAACUCUUUUUGUUAUGAUGAAUGUGCUGGGCUUCGUUCGUAGCCGGGAUCAGCGGCCUCGGGCAUCCUACAAACUUUCUGGCCAUCAGGACUUAUCCAAUUUCAGUUCAGGUCCGUACGGACAGCGGAUCAUCCUCCUGUCUCAGGUCAAACCCCACACUGGAACCCACCGCAAGCUCAAGAACGGCGUAUCAACGCUCAAGGAAGAAAAUGUCUGUCUGGACAAUGCUCUGCGGUAUCAGUACUACGACAGCUCGGACGGCGUCUUUACUGACUCGCUGCAUUCGACUGACCGAGUGUCAAAAAACUGCACAUAUCAGCUUCCUGGUCGCUCGUCGAAUCUUCAACAAUACGUCCGGCCUCUUGCAGCUGAUGUCCCCCCCAACAAAGUCAUUGCAGAUCUAUCGGAUUGUCCUACCCACAUAUCGAUCGAUGAAUAUAAAGCUUUCGGCGCACUUCCACUAGGCUAUAACGUUCAGUACAUAAACAUACUGACGCAACUAGCCAUGCCGACCGUGGACUUUGCGAAGGCUGAGACGCAAUGCCUAAUUCUACAAACCACUCACAGAACGGGGCCUCCAUCAGAAGAUGACUGCAUUGAGAGAUUGAGUCAUCGAAUUCUGGCAGUUGAAUCGUUCGGCCAAGCCAUGAUCAAGGAACUCGACAGUGCUUUGCAACGAGUGACAGAGAAUUGGGAAUCUUGGAGGGCUGUUGCGAGUUUCGUGCAGCUAUCUUUGAGGCUUCUGAGCUUCACCUCUUCGUCCGAAGUUAAAUCACGCUGCUUAAGCUACCUCGCUAGUGUUCGCCAGAUAUGCUUGGGCUGGUUGGACACCAUCAUGCAGAGAUUACAUGUCUCAACAGAUGACGGCCAGCGAGUCGAGCUCUGCUCCAGGGCUACAGAGAUUGCUCUCCUCUGCAUCAGCUCGUUCGACGUGGACGAGGUCCACGUCAACGAUGUGCUUUGCUCCCCUUCCGCGACGUCGGCUUUGCUACAGAGUUCGAUUAUUGUCCAGGAGAACAAAGACACUACAUCAACCGAGCACGAUUCCCUGUAUCGCGUUAUGCUGCAGAACUGGAGAUCAGUGCUUUACCGCGUCUUUCCUACACUGGCGUCCGGUAUCCUGAUUCGACAUUUAGAGGGGGAGCUCAACGACGCGGUGACCGCUUCCUGGGCAGCGUUCCGUCCGUCAGAUAACUGGACUUCGUACAAGACUCCUUGGCAUCAAUGGAUGUAUGUGAAGUGCAGCACGCUCGACGUUCACUUCAAUCUUCUUACCGCGGAAUUGCUGGUCCAGGGCUUACCCUUAGCCCGGUUGCCCGCAGAGUACUUGCGCCACCCGGUAUAUCCGGCACUCUUCCAGAGAUCCUCGAUAGAAGUAAUGCCCACGAAUGAGCCAGGCAUGGAUUUCUCCUCGAAACACGCUUACCGAGGCCACGAGCUUUCUUUUGGAAUGGAAGGAUCCGACAUGCUCGUUGUCGCUGCCAAUGCCAAUGAAAAGUUCGAUCUCUUACCUUCUCGCCUACUGAAGGACCUAUUUCCGAGUUCUUUCGUCGAUGACUACUUCCACUGGUAUAACCAUCAUACCGGGGAGAUAGAAUUUCGGCCACGAGCUAAGCCAUGGUCUUCCACAAAUCAGCUUUGGCGCCUCAAUAGGUCCGGACCGUCGUGGCGCCUCGUGUGCGGUCAAUACACUCUCGUGAACAUUGAUAGCAACACCGCUCGCGCGCUCGCGAGGAUGUUCUCCCCAUUGGAGAACGCCCUGCAUAUCCAUACGAAGCUCGACAUGUCAUCCCUAUCAGUGUCUAUUGACAUACCUAGACUUCAGCUUGGAUUCUAUUUCGGGCACCGCGAGUCACUCAUACACUCUCGGCAAUACCGCGGAAUGAUUGUCGAUCCCGACCAGCGCGUGGGAACUUUGGUCGGCCUGUCCAAUAAGCUCGUCUUGAAGCAUACGCGAGACAUGGAUGAGCGGUUGGUUGUGGUGCCCGAGGGAUCGAUCACGUAUCAGAAGGCUCUCAACCACGUAGUGGUAUGCAUUGAUCCAGACACUGCGGUGAAGGCCCAUGUAUAUCACCUUGACCACAUCCUUGGGCGAGCUACAGAUAACGGCAGCCUGCAGAGCAGGUUGUAUCUCUGCUAUCUACAUGCGCUUACCUCGUACUGUCUGCCGGACUCCUUGACUAGCCAUACGGGCACCGAAGCCGCUCUCGGAAUUCUGCGAUCUGCCGCUGUGCGGUCAUUCAACCUUCUCAGGAAGCAGGACAUUGCUGUCCUUGAUCUCAUUGCGAGACUUUCGCCAGGUCGAGCAUAUUACCCACAAAAUGAGCAAGUAAUGCAGGAAAUCGACUGGGACCCCAACCUUCCAUCUCUCUCGCAGCAUCCCGAGUUUUUCGUGGAAGUCGAACGCAUCUUCAACCAAGCACGAGAAGCGAGAUUUUUCCACGCCAGGGAGGACUAUGUCGAACCGGUGAAGUUCAAUUUCAUGCAGCCUCACCUACUCCAGCGGGAUAUGAUACGGUCAUCAAUAUUCCGUGUUGACGGCUUUGGUGCUGAGCACUACAGCACGCAGUUCGACAAGGUCUACCAGGCGAGGGCCCGAGUUUCUAGACUAGAACGAGGCCAACGUACCUUCACUGCCGCCUCACUGAUUCUGCGUGAGCAAGGAGCUCCCGCCUUUUCUAUCCGCGCGCUCGAACAUUCUUUUCGGAACGUUCACUUAAAGGGUGCUACAGUUCACCCUCCAGGCCGUCUUCCACUCAAGGCUAGCCUCCUGAAGUAUGAUUCCGAUUGGCUUCAAGAAGCUUCCACUUUUGUUCCCAAAUUGUGGUGCGAUCUUCACGCGUCCUUGGCGAAGUCACCGCAGAACUACAACAAGUUCGAUAUUGCCAUGUGGCUCUCAACAGCUGCAUUUGCGCAGGCUGCGGAUAUGGAGCUAAUCCAAGCCUUGGCAGCUCUCUACAAGAUCCGGGAGUUUUCAUCUAUCGAGAUCCCUCCCUUCACAAUACUACAGUUGUCGAAGGGAGAGGCGCCCACGUUGUCCGAUAUCCGCAACCUCAUACAAACUCGGAAGUCAUUCCAAGUCUCUCCGGAGUUCAAUUUGCCACAGCGGCCUACAGAGACUCGGAAGCAAUAUCAACAGAGGAGGCAGAAGCAGUUCCAAAGCAAUCAAGAAAAGGCGGUCAAUUCUCUCGCCCGGGCCCUUGAAGAUCAGUGGCCGUGCGAGCAGCCCACGAGGCCUUCGGAUGCACAAGCGGAAACAUAUCUUGACGUAUCAAGGGUUAUGCAGAUUGCUGCGCCCUCGUUCAAAGCUUGGUAUGACAAUCGCUGCUUCUGGCGAUAUAUUCAGGAGUUCUGUACUGCAUUUGCACAACAGCAGGUCGUCCCUGUAUCUGUAGCACAGAAUGAAGUGGUGGACCCUCGUAAGUAUGCCCAAGGCGAUGAGAGCCGGCGGAGCUUCAGUGUGGCGAAGAUCUUCUCUCUCCAAGCGCCUAUCACAAACUCAUCGAAUCCAAAUCGGAUGUGCGGGCCAACUCUACCGGAAGCUAUGUGCGCGGAAAAUCUAUCUGGUGGUCACUCCCCUAGAAGUACUGUAGUGUCGGAUAGCAGCUCCGAACCUCAGUUCCAAAGGUCGCUAGAUCAUGACAGGUACCCUCAGGCCAAAGAUCGGCUUUCCUCGCUGUUCGAAGACCUCAAACUUCAAGCCAGGUCAAAGUGCGAGAAGGCCUAUAUCUCCGACUUGCAGGACAGCUGCGAUUCCCUGGCAGUGCAAGAAGCAGUGCCGCAUGGACGUGUUGUAGGCGUCAACACCGCGGUCCGUUUGGAAGCGCACCUGGCUGACUGCCGACGAUACUUCCACGAACUAAACGUCUUAUUGGAGAACGUUGUCAAGUCGGCUCACGACGUAGCGGCUCGAAUACAACAGUCUCCUCGUCUUUCUCCAACAUUCUGGCUUCAGCAAUUGAAUCGAGAGCGUUACGACACCUUGUCCGAUGACUGGAAGGCUGUCAUCAUCCAGUACGGGCUUGCGAUAACUGAACUGCACCGCGCCCAACGCCUGCUCGCACUUUCGGGUCAUCCUCAAGAUCUUGCCGAGGAGCUGCGCAACUGCGGUCAUCAAAACUGGGACCCUGCGGAAUAUCCUGAGACCUUGCUGCUCGAGGCAGAGAGCGGCAUAAUGGUUCGGGAAGUCCAAGAGGAAAUUGCGAACCAGAUGAGGAAGCCCCCUAGCGACCAAAACGCGGUAAUGCAAUUGAACAUGGGAGAGGGGAAAUCUUCUGUGAUUGUCCCAAUAGUUGCCGCCGCUUUGGCGGACGGAUGGAGUUUGGUGAGAGUUAUUGUCGCGAAGCCACAGUCCAAGCAGAUGUUUCAAAUGCUAGUCUCCAAGCUCGGUGGACUUUUGAACCGCCGCAUCUAUCACAUGCCGUUCUCGCGGGUAUUGAGACUCAGUGCUGAUCAAGCCUACACCAUCGACAAGAUUUACCGAGAGUGUAUGGCGAAUCGCGGCAUCUUGCUUGUGCAACCGGAACACAUACUUUCUUUCAAGCUCAUGGGGAUCGAAUGCCUCAUCAGCGGUCCGACAAGCACCGGACCGUCAUUGCUGAGAACGCAAGAAUUCUUUGAUACCAAAUCACGGGACAUCGUCGACGAAAGCGAUGAAAACUUCAGUGUCAAAUUCGAAUUAGUAUACACCAUGGGAUCCCAGCGACCUAUCGAGCUAAGCCCCGAGAGAUGGAUCAUCAUUGAUACGCUGCUGGGCUUGCUAGGGCGAUGUGCUCUACCGGUCAAGGAGAAAUUUCCGCAUUCUAUCGAAUUCGACGAUCGAUGGCAGGGUAGAUUUCCGCGUGUCCGUAUUCUGCAGAGCGAUGCAGAGGAUAUGUUGUUUGAUCUGAUGGCGCGGCAUAUUUGCGACGUCGGCUUUCCCGGUCUCCCAAUCACGCGGCAACCGCAAUGCAUGAGAGAUGCUGUCUACCGAUAUAUUCGGCAGGCCGAACUCGCCACAAAGGAUAUCGACGCGGUAGAAAAGGGACCGUUCUGGAUGGAGUCAACCAAGGAUGCCCUCCUGCUCGUACGAGGUCUUAUCGCAUGCGGCGUUGUGCGCUUCGCCUUAAGGUCAAAGCGAUGGAGGGUGAAUUACGGUGUCGAUCCGAACCGAUCUCCAAAGACGACGCUGGCUGUACCGUACCGAUCAAAGGACUGCCCUUCUCCGCGGUCUGAAUUCAGUCACCCAGACGUACUCAUCGUAUUCACAUCGCUUACUUACUACUACGGCGGCCUAGAGGAUGACGACCUCUUCGACACUCUCGCCCACUUGCUCAAGUCAGACCAGGCUGACAUCGAAUACGCGCAGUGGGUGCGCACCGCAGGACUUCUUCCAAAGGCGUUCCACCAUCUAUCUGGGAUCAAUAUCAAAGACCGAUACCAGUGCAUCAAUCAGGUCUUUCCAUCGCUACGGUACUCUAAGGGCGCUAUCGACUACUUCUUGUGCCACAUCGUCUUCCCGAAAGAGAUGAAGGAAUUCCCGUACAAGCUCUCAGCCUCCGGUUGGGACAUCGGUCAGGUGAAGCCAAAACCAACCACUGGGUUUAGUGGGACCAACGACUCGCGCCAUGUGCUUCCUCUUAGUGUUCAUCACCUCGACCUACCCAAACAGAAGCACACUAAUGCGCUAGUUUUAGCGCACCUUCUGCAGGAUGAGAACUCUGUCAAACUACUGCCGCCAAGAACAGCAUCUGUGACCUCUGAUGCCGAACACCUGCUUGCGACGGUCAUGGCCAUGGACCUCUCGACUAGGGUCAUACUUGACGUUGGUGCUCAGAUCCUCGAGCUCAACAACUAUCAGGUAGCGGAGAAAUGGCUGAGCAUGAGCACAGAUACAACGAAAGCGGUCGUCUUCUUCAACGACAAUGAGGAACUCUCCGUUCUUGAUCGUACUGGUCGGGUCGACCUCCUACAGACAUCACCGUUUGCCAAGCAACUUGAUGCUUGCCUGAUCUAUCUAGAUGAGGCGCAUACCCGCGGAACCGACCUGAAGCUUCCGCGAAACUACCGAGCGGCGGUCACCCUAGGUGCCAAUCUUACAAAAGACCGACUGGUGCAAGCCUGUAUGCGGCUUCGGAAGCUUGGCAAGGGGCAGUCUGUGGUGUUCUGCAUACCAGAGGAAAUCCAGAAUAAGAUCCUAGAGUGCACAUCGAAGCGGACUGCCGAAGAGAUCGGGGUAUCCGAUGUCUUGGUCUGGGCCAUAUGUGAGACCUGGGCGGACCUACGUCGGAGCAUGCCGCUGUGGGCCACGCAGGGUCGUCGCUUCGAGGAACACAAAGAUCUUCUACAUGGCGCUAACACUACCAAAGAGCAAGCUAAGCAGUUUCUCGAAGAUGAAGCUCAGUCCCUUGAAUAUCGAUACCGGCCGCGCCAGCGCACCUCCCAUGAAGCACUAUUGUACGAGGGAUGGGACACUUCCAACGAGAGCAUUUCCAGGAUCCUGGCUCGCUGCCGCGACUUCGAGACUACAAACUUCGAUGCCGCCACACUUCAAGAAGAACAGGAGCGAGAACUCUCUCCGGAAAUCGAGGAAGAGCGGCAAAUACAGCGUCCUGCGCCCAUGGAGCCCGCGAAACACGUGUUGGAAGGGGAUCUUGUCAAAUUGGUGGAAACUGGAGAAAUCGCAGUAGAUUCGAAGGCUUUUACUCCUGCCUUCCGAGCCCUGCAGUCGACGACUGCGGCCAAGCAUUUCGGCCUUGCUCAGUUUCCUACGGAACUUCUCGUCACGGCCGACUACAUUCGCACUGUCAAGCCGCCUUCAGGCCUGGGAAAUUCCUCGUACACUUCCGACUCGUAUCAGAGGCCCGUUCAGUGGAUCCUAUCGGUCCCAAAACCGGCUUCUCGUCCAGGUGCAUCCGUUCCAACCGUCGGUCACUUGGUCAUCCUCAGCCCCUUUGAAGCUGAUCAGUUACUCGGGAAGGUUCAGAAAUUCUCUAAGGUGACCUUACACGUCUACUCGCCGCGCUCCAACCUCGCCUACAAGCCUCUUGACAUCCUUCAACUGUACUCUGUUGGUCGGCCAUUCUCCCCGAACACCGUCCCACGCAGCCUCAUUGUGCAGCUCAAUUUGUUCGCUGGCCAGCUGUACUUCCGCUCCUACGAGGAGUAUACGGAAUUGUGCGACUUCCUGGGUCUUGCGUGGGCUGCGGCGAAGGAUGGGCAGGUGGUUCAAGCAGAUGGGUUCGUGGCGCCGCCGAAUGGAAAGUGGGGGUUGAAGAGGAGCCCCGUCAAGUUUCUUAGAGAGUUCUUUACGAAGGUUAGGAGGGAGGGCGAGGGCGUGGGAAAGACCCAUUUAGGGAAGGUCCUGGAUGGUGGGUUGUUAGAGGAGAGCGAUUUCGAGUGAAAUCAGGAGUGUUGAGGGUUGGCGAGGUAUUCGAGAUGGCGCUCGUGUAUGUCAAAUGGUGCUUAGAGUGGAGGGGAUAUGGUGCCGGAUUGGUUGAGGAUUUCACACAAAUUGGAAGUGUACCCUAUUUGAGAGAAUGGCUUGGUGAGGUUGCACUCUAGGCCAAGUCAAUGCUUGGGGUAUUGCUGCUCCUCAGGUGGUCUGAAUGUAUGAUCAUGGCAUCUACUGUCUGC
This is a messenger RNA of Trematosphaeria pertusa, 9810 nucleotides long. RefSeq lists its product as uncharacterized. The coding region runs from base 155 to 9577 and encodes 3140 amino acids. The transcript has 4 exons. NCBI's taxonomy places the organism in Eukaryota, Fungi, Ascomycota, Dothideomycetes, Pleosporales, Trematosphaeriaceae. The record is from RefSeq and is a predicted model, not a curated record.